This is a messenger RNA of Pogoniulus pusillus (Red-fronted tinkerbird), 4633 nucleotides long. It is a transcript of the gene C22H5orf24, whose product is annotated as chromosome 22 C5orf24 homolog. Bases 150 to 710 code for a protein of 186 amino acids. NCBI's taxonomy places the organism in Eukaryota, Metazoa, Chordata, Aves, Piciformes, Lybiidae. The record is from RefSeq and is a predicted model, not a curated record. The transcript is spliced from 2 exons.
GCCCUGCCUCCCGCCCGCGCCCGCCGCAGCGCCGCUCCCUGCAGCCGCCCGGCGGGGUGAGGAGGCGGCGGCCGCUCGCUCCCGCCUUCCCUCCUGCUCUGCCGGCCACUCGUCCGCCGCCGCGCAGGCCGCCUCGAUUCUCUCAGAAAAUGAUGCACCCUGUGGCCAGCAGUAAUGCAGCUUUCUGUGGGACAGGCAAGAGUUCUUGCCUGAACGAAGACAGCGUGAGAGCUGCCGAGCAGUUUGAGCUGUACACCACGCAGCAGAGCAAGUACGGCCACCCCGUCAGCCACAAACCCAUCGCCUGCCAGAGACAGGAUGCCCUGAACGACUCCCACUUGCAGACCACAAGUGGCAGGAGUAUAGAGACGAAAGAUGAACUGAAGAAAAAGAAAAACCUCAACCGCUCUGGUAAACGUGGAAGGCCGUCAGGGACCACAAAAUCAGCAGGGUACCGCACCAGCACAGGUCGACCCCUGGGGACCACCAAAGCAGCUGGAUUUAAGACAAGUCCAGGCAGACCCUUGGGUACAACUAAAGCAGCAGGAUACAAAGUCAGCCCAGGCAGACCUCCAGGUAGCAUUAAAGCUCUAUCACGGCUUGCAAAUCUAAGUUAUACUUGUGGCAGUGCAGCUUUUCCCUAUCCCAUGGUGCAUAACCGAGGAAUACACGCUGCUGGAGAAGGCAGCAGCCAACAGCCUAACGAGUAGCAGGAGGCAAUUAUUAACUCCUCGAUAAUCCGCUUUGCUCCAAACCGUGGCAUGUUUCCUGCAUUCUGUUGUAGUGUUUGCCUGAGUUCCCACACUUGAUUUUUAUUUAAUUAAUGCCAUAGCCCACGGGUGUGGUUCAGUAACUUAAAGCAUCGUUGAGAAGGCACUGGUUAAGGAGGGUUUUGUUUGGUUUAGAUAAUCACUUAGAGCUCAAAGUGAUGCAUUUUGCCUCGGUGUUGACACUUCAGUAAUGUCCACGUUCCUAGUUUUACUUUCAGUUUCUGGUAAAUCUAGUUGUGUGAUUAUGCAUUAAAUAAUUAAGGAGGGCAGGAUUAGCUGGCUGUUGGUUUAUGAUGUGGCCUGUCCCACAGUAAGUAGCUUAGUCUGAGUUCUUACUUGAAAAGAAAAAUCAAGCUGCAGUGUCCACCUCUGCAGGACUUUCUACCAGACCUCAAAUAGUGAAAAACGUAACAAACCAACCAACUCAAUCUUUCUUUGAAGUGCUGAUUUUUGUUUCCGGAGUAUAGAAUUGAGUAGAUUUCAAUUAAUGCUCCAAAAACACUUCUGAAAAUAGAGAAGCAAACUGAGGGCCUUAAUGAGAGGAACUGCUUUGCCUUUAGGUGAUAGCUGUGCUUUCAGUUCUGCUGGGUCAGUCUGAAAUGCCUCACAGGACAUACACCAAACCACAAAUCAUUCUGGCAAAGAUUUUCUAAGACAUUAAGUACUGUUCGCUCUAGUUACACACUUGGUUAAUAUUAAACAGUGUGUUCUGAAGCCUGUAAAUAGCUACUGACACUGGGUUUUGCCUUUCAAAUCUGUGCUUUGGUGGCGACAGUUUAAUAGCUUUUAAAGUAUUAAUCCAUAAUGUUUACAAAUUAAACUUUUUACAUAGACACUGUUGCCAAGUUUUCAGGCUUGGUUUUGGCAGGUAUUGCUGGAAAUACAGUUAUUUCAUUGUUUGACACUUAGAUUUAAGUUAUGGAAGCUGAAAUAUCUACCAAAGGACACCAUUUUGCUGAUUUAUAAAAGCAAACUGUAUAGCUGAUGCAAAUAGGAUGCAGUUUACUGCACUGCUAGACCGCAGAUAUAAAGCAAUUCAUCUAUGCAUGCAAGCUGGAAAAAAAAAGUGUUGCUGGUUAACUAUAAAUACCUUUUUUGACUCAAACCCUUCCCUCCUCCUGAAAGAAAUGUUCCAUUUUUCAGCUGAGUGUGUUUAGUGGUUUUUUUUUCAGUGUGGGAGCAUGUGUGUGUGUGUGUGUAAAGCACUUUCAUUUAGACUUCAAAAAGAUCAGUCCUCAAUGUUGCCUAUUGUCUGUGCUAAAUUUAUUUUGCUGGAAUUAAAGCUUUACUUUUUUUUUUUUCCACCUGGAAGAAAGGUUACAUUUUAAGUUGUCACCUAUAAUGUGACAUUAUGAUAAAUUUGGAGCUUGAGCUGUCUGGGGAGGGGGGAAUAGAGAGCAUUGCAGAUAUGGGGAGGGGGGCAUAAAAAUUGGGGUGAAUUGAGCCCAUGCUGAAUGAGUAAUGGUGCUGAUAGGUUUUGUUACCGUAGAUGCUAUUCUGGCCUGCUGUGGUUGUGAUGAGAACUCUUGCUUUCAGUGAUGACAACUUAAGACACAGAUGUCAUGUUUCAUACCUCUUUUAUCAGGAAAAAAGCAGCAAGCCUUCAGGUGUUCCAGUGAUGCCUAACACAUAGUGUGCUGGACUUUGCCCUGUACUUUACAAUAGGUGUGUUGCAUUGUUUUGGGGGAACUCUGUAUGCACUGGCAACUAGGACAAUGAACCUCAGCUGUACUGGAUGGCUCCUUAGUCCCUAGAUGAACUGAUGGCAGCUAAACUGCUACUAACAGCCGUCUCCUUCAUGCUGAAGCUAUGAAAUCCAGUCCGUUCUGUUCCUCAACAAACUCACAAGUCCAACCUUUAGCAGUCCUCACAACGAUGUCAAUUCCACACAUGCAGAAGGCUGACGUGGGCCAGUCCACCCUCAGGAUCUGUGUUGUGUUGGCUGUUUUUAAUCAGCUGAUUUUUCCCAUGACUUACUGCUGUCAGUUCUUUGCUGAACUCAGCUAGCAGAGCAGUCCUCUUCGGCUGAAUGUAUACCCACAGGAGUGUCACACCUCGCUGGCAAGGAGCGUGUUGCAUGUCACCACUGCACCUUGGAGAAACUCCACCUCUUACUUCCUUCUGCUGAUCCCAGUCACUCCUGUCCCGUUGCUCACCUGUGCAUCUCCCCGAUGGUGCUGUGCCGUGUGUCAGGAGAUGGUGCAGAUGUGUUGCUGUUCUGCUCGUGUAAUCAAUUCUGUAUUCAAGUAUGCUGAUGAAAUGAUGAAAUCACUUAAGCAAGUGCUGUUCAUUACAGUGUGUGUUAGUGGCAUCAGACAGCACAUAAUCCCAGUGAAAACCAGCUAACCUUGUCAGUUGUGUAUCCUGGCGCGGGCUGCUGGGCACUCUGCAUUGAGCGUGAAGACGGAAGCGUACUGCUGGGUGUUCCCCAGGCCUGCUUGCUUUGAGACCUGGCUGGAGUUUGCUGGUGCCCUGCAGCAAGGGGAAGAGAAAAGAAGCUAAAGCAAUUCAAAGUGAACUAGAAAUGGGAUUCUGCAGAGCACAUUGUGGUUUUGUCCAGCACUUUGCUUCCCUUGAGAAACACUGAAGAGCGUGGCAACGCCUCAGCUUUCUAGUGCCGCCGGGAGCACUGGCCUUUUCCCCCAGGCUGGGAACAUGACUUGUAAGGUAAAUGGCUUAUUUUAUAUUCUGUCUCUUCAUUCAGCUACGAUCACUGUUGUGUGUUAACACUGUUGGGAAGAGCUACAUGUCAAGUUUGGGUUUUAAUAAUUUCUUUUAAAGAUGAAGUUUCUAACAUUUGUCCAUAAAUGGAAGGUAUUAGCUUGCCGUUUAUUCCUCAGUGAUGCUAUAGAAGGGCACUGUUUGAUAGACCUAGAGUAACUGCUAUUCAGUUUCUCAUUACAUUUACUUAAACUUUAAAACCAAAUAAUUUUGCUACUACCAAGUCUUGCACUGGACAUACUCAAGAUGCUAGCAUCGUGUUUUGACAGAAGAAAAUCAGAUACCCCCAGAAGUGGCUGACUUUGGUAUGGAAGAGCAUUCCUAAACUCAGCGGUUAGCUUUGGCACUAACCCCAUGUUCUUAGAGCUUGGAUUUAACCUAAUCAAACUAACAAUGUCUCAAGAGCCAUUACAGAUCUCUUUCUGAGUAAAUCUCUUUUCAUUUGGCCUGAAAGACUUGAGAGCUCAGCCAGGACAGAGCUGAGCCUUGUCGGUGACAGGCGCUGUGUCUGUGAACUACAGCACCCAGAGUGACUCAGAUGAGAAUUUAACUCCCUCCCCCGUGUUCGAAGAGCUUUAAAAGGCAGAGCAAUGCGAAGCCGUUUGCCCGGUGGUUCCCUUUGCUGUGACUCUGCUGGUCUUUGUUACGUGUAUGAUGUUUCACACCAUCCUUAGAGUUGACAGUUAAACAGUUGAUAGCGGUCACCAACACUAUGAACUGCAGACUUCAUUGCUGACCACAAAAGAAGUUUAUUCUUCUCUAUUUUAACGCAUAUAUUUUAACACUGCUUAAAUACAUUUAUGACUUUAGUAGAGACUAGAUCUUUCUUCUUGUGAUUUCCCUCCCUCAAAUAGAAAAAUCUCUAUUCCAAAAUUUGAACCACUUUCUGAUAUUUUAAUCUUUCAGCAUUUGGUUUUCCACAGGUUUCCUUUGGGGGAAGCAGUAAUCUGUUACCUAAUAGUAUCAGCACCCCGUCCUCUGCUGUAAAAAGCCUGACUAGAUACUGUGUAUGUUUAUAUGUCCAUGAACUUGAGCUACUCGUGUGCAAUUAUGUGUAUGGGAAUGGAGUAGUGUUCAUGAUCUGUAUUUACAUCAUCAUAUGGAUGUAUAUUUAUUAAUAAAGUUACUACUUUAAAACUUGA